AAUGCAAAAGGAUUGUCGAGAUUGUUUAGGUAUCCGAUACCGUAUUAACUCCCUGGAUCAAACGUGGAAGUGGUUGCAUCAAACAAUUACUCUUCACGAUUAUUUGAUUUCUAUAACUGCGAGUCAGUCAAACUUCUCAAAAAAGUGUUGUCAGUAGACCUGCUAUCUACAGACAGAAAUAUUAACCGCUACCAAGGCUGAUCUCGCUAUAUAUACAGCGGUAUAAAAAUCUUCACAGAUUUAGUAGCAAAGACUGAUUUCACGAGAUAAUUGCACCAUUUCCAGGGAGUUUUCAUAUCGGUAUCGACAUACACAUUUGCCGUUCGAUUCAUUAUAAUAUAAAAAAAGAAGAAAAAGUGUGUAUGAGUGCGAAAAAAACGAAGAAAAUUUUAUUUGCACGUGCACAUUAAAAACAUGUCACUAAUUAACAAAUUUAUAAUUGUUGUUAAACGAAAACUUCAAUACAAUAAUUUGUAUCAUAUAUCUAGAUACUCUACGAGUUUUAAUGAAAAACAAGAUGACCCUAAUAAUUCAAUUAAAAAGUCAGUAUUCAUAUCGCAAUCCACAGAUAUAUUUACCAAUUUAGCGUUAGAAGAUUGGUUCUAUAAAAAUUAUGAUUUUAAAAAUCACCACAUAUUACUUCUAUGGCGUAACAAUCCGUGUGUAGUAAUCGGACGUCACCAAAAUCCAUGGAUCGAACACAACUCUCAAUUAGCUGAAAAACGUGGUAUAGUGUUAGCUCGUCGCAAUAGUGGUGGCGGUACUGUCUAUCAUGAUAUUGGUAAUUUGAAUUUGUCCUUCUUCACACCGCGGGAACGAUAUAAUCGAAAAUACAAUCUAGAGAUUAUUACCAGAGCUCUGUAUCGAGAAUGGGGUAUAGAAGCAGAGGUGAAUAAACGCGAGGACAUCAUUGUUGAAGGAAAAUGCAAAAUAUCUGGUACUGCAGCGAAAUUAGGACGGCCUAAUGCAUAUCAUCAUUGCACAUUAUUAGUAAAUGUAAACAAAACAGCAUUAUACUUAGCUCUCGAAGAAAAAAAGAAUGGUAUAGAAACAAAUGCUACAGUAUCCACGCGUUCUCCAAUAAAAAAUUUAAUUGACAUAAAUUGUCAUAUUCAAAUGGACAAACUCAUUACUGCAAUAGGUUGGGAAUAUCUCCGAACUAAAGCUCUCGUCCUAGAAGAUGGUGGACAAGAUCUUAUUCAAUGUCAAAAAGGAUUUCAAUAUAUCAAUCCCACCGAAGAUUGGUUUCCAGGAUUGAACAAAUUAAUAAGCGAGUUUCGUUCCUGGGAAUGGAAUUAUGGUAAAACACCGAAAUUUACGGUAACACGUGUUUUAGAUAUGGUCACGCGAAACAACAAAGUUCAUCGACUUAAUUUGACAUUAGAAAUCCAGAAUGGUAUCAUUGAAGAAAUCAAGAUGAGACUGCCAGCCAGUUUAGUAGCAGAAGAUUUUAGUCAAGAUGCGAGCGUGAUAACCAAUCUACGAGGUUCGAGAUACAAUCAUGAAAUAAUGGAAAAUAUAAUAACUGCGAUCGGUUGUAAAACUGUUACGCUAAGUACAAGUCAAAAUAUAGAUAAAAAUAAUAUGAUUGCUACGCAAUGAUUAAACCCAUCGAACAAUCAUAAUGAUUGUGUUUAAAUUGUUGUGUUCAAAACAAAGAAUCGAGUUUGUAUAAUAAAUCAUGCAUAAGUUUAUAUAUAUUUGAUUUUACUUGAAAA
This is a messenger RNA of Apis florea (little honeybee), 1718 nucleotides long. It is a transcript of the gene Lipt1, whose product is annotated as Lipoyltransferase 1. The record is from RefSeq and is a predicted model, not a curated record. Gene Ontology annotation, cellular component: cytoplasm; mitochondrion. Lineage: Eukaryota; Metazoa; Arthropoda; Insecta; Hymenoptera; Apidae. Gene Ontology annotation, biological process: protein lipoylation. Gene Ontology annotation, molecular function: lipoyltransferase activity.